UUCUUGCCGCGUGCUGGUGUUGGAGGACCCUCCUUGCUUCAGACUUACCAACAGCAUGAAUCAAGAAAAGUUAGCCAAACUUCAGGCUCAGGUCCGGAUAGGGGGCAAGGGUACAGCUCGCAGAAAGAAGAAGAUGGUACAUAGGACAGCUACAGCUGAUGACAAAAAACUUCAGAGUUCUCUAAAAAAACUGGCUGUGAAUAAUAUAGCUGGUAUUGAAGAGAUGAACAUGAUUAAAGAUGAUGGGACAGUUAUUCAUUUUAACAGUCCCAAAGUCCAAGCUUCCCUUUCUGCUAACACCUUUGCAAUGACCAGCCAUGCAGAAGCCAAACCAAUCACAGAAAUGCUUCCUGGAAUAUUAAGUCAGCUUGGUGCUGACAGCUUAACAAGUCUUAGGAAGUUAGCAGAACAGUUCCCUCGGCAAGUGUUGGAUAGCAAAACAACAAAACCAGAAGACAUUGAUGAGGAGGAUGAUGAUGUUCCAGAUCUCAUAGAAUAUUUUGAUGAGGCAUCAAAGAAUGAAGCUAACUAAAAUCUUUUCUGGUUUUUGGAAGCUGGCAUGGACUAGAUUUAACAAAUCAGCUAUGCGGUUCCAAAGUUUUACAGAAACGGAGA
Hippopotamus amphibius kiboko is the source of this 615-nucleotide messenger RNA. Its product is annotated as transcription factor BTF3 homolog 4-like. The transcript has a single exon. The coding region runs from base 56 to 532 and encodes 158 amino acids. The record is from RefSeq and is a predicted model, not a curated record. NCBI's taxonomy places the organism in Eukaryota, Metazoa, Chordata, Mammalia, Artiodactyla, Hippopotamidae.